AUGAUAUUUGUGAAUGAUGACUUAGAAGUUGUGGAUCGGAAGAGUAGUCUAAGUAGAUACAUCAUUUAUAUCGCAACACAGAAGCGGUGCAAAAUCACUCGACGCAAGUCACGCUUUUUGAGUUCAAAUGCCAAUGUUAGUGAUGCAUCAUCGCCAACUUCUGAUAUCAUAGUUUCUGAAAAUUCUUCUAAAAAAUCUCGAAGAGUUGAUGUAAAUGAAUUUGAUAUUAGUUCAUUGGAGUUUGAUCCUGGAUUGCGUCGUCAGAUAUGGGAGUAUAAUGUUAAUCAACGGGAUGAAAUUCGACGAGCUUACAUUAAAGCUGGUCCGUACCAAAUAAUCCUCCCACAUUACCCAAAAUUUGGAGAUAAAAAUCAUCUUCGUAGCUUUCAACCUUCGUGGUACAAUCUAUUUCCUUCAUGGCUUGAAUAUUCGCGCGAAAAAGAUGCAGCAUUUUGUCUACCAUGCUUUCUCUUUAAUAAGCCAUCUGGGCAUCCUACGCAACGUGUAUUCACUAUAGAUGGAUUCAAGAGUUGGAAGAAAGUUAGAGAUGGAAAAAAUUGUGCUUUUCUCAAUUAUAUAGGAAAAGAUCCUAAUUCAUUUCACAGAAUUGCUAAGAGGUCAUACAAAGACUUGAAGAACCAGUCUCAACACAUCCAAAAUGUGUUUGAAAAUUUCACUUCUGAACAAAUUGCAAACAAUCGAUUGCAGUUAAAAGCCUCAAUUGAUGUUGUUCGAGUGCUUGCAUUUCAAGGUGUUGCUUUUAGAGGUCGGGAUGAAAGUGUGGAUUCAACGAAUCGUGGAAAUUUUCUUGAAAUAUUGAAUUUAAUGGUUUCAUAUAAUGAACAGAUUGCUGAAGUAAUAGCUAAAGCUCCAAAAAAUGCCUCUUAUACAUCACCAAUGAUACAGAAAGAAAUUUUACAUAUUUUUUCAACCAAAGUGAAGGAGACAAUUCGUAAAGAAAUUGGUAAUGCAAAGUUUUGCAUAAUGGUUGAUGAAGCUCGUGAUGAGUCAAUGAAAGAGCAAAUGGCUAUAGUUUUAAGAUUUGUCGACAAAGAUGAAUUGCGGAUUUCUCAAACUGCUGAAAUUGCUUACCUGAUGGAAAUUAAUGAGAUUGAGAGUGGAAGGGGACUUAAUCAAAUUAGUACUUUACAACGGGAUGGAGAUACUCGUUGGAGUUCUCACUUGAGAUCAAUUUCUAGCUUGAUCAAAAUUUUUAGUCCAGCUUGUGAAGUUAUUCUUAAAAUCAUUGAUGUGGGAACUACUUCUUCCCAACGAGCAGAAGCAGAUUCAGUUUAUCAGGUAAUGACUUCAUUUGAAUUUGUCUUCAUAUUGCAUCUCAUGAAAGAAACGAUGCAGAUUACUGAUCAUCUAUGUCAAGAAUUGCAAUCAAAAUCUCAAGACAUUUUAAGUGCUAUGAAUCUUGUUUCAUCAACUAAAGCAUAUAUCCAACAAUAUAGAGAUGAUAAAUGGGAUGAUUUACUUACCAAUGUAAAGUCAUUUUGCGAGAAACGCAAUAUAGAUGUCCCAGAUAUGAAUGCCCGUUAUGUUGAGAGGCGAGGUCGAGCUCACCAUCAACAAGCCGACUUUACAAUUGAGCAACAUUAUCGAGUGGAUAUUUUUUGUGCCAAUAUAGAUUCUCAAUUGCAAGAAUUAAAUCGCCGAUUUAGUGAUCAUGCAGUGGAGUUGCUUAUUCUCGGCUCAGCUCUUGAUCCUCGAGCCGCACGUGAAUUGUGA
Molecule: messenger RNA, 1734 nt
Organism: Alnus glutinosa
Lineage: Eukaryota; Viridiplantae; Streptophyta; Magnoliopsida; Fagales; Betulaceae
Exons: 4
Coding region: 1-1734 (577 amino acids)
Source: RefSeq, a predicted model, not a curated record